GGCUCGGCACGUGGGGCUGGGGCUGGGAGCCGGGAGCGCGGGUGACCGUGGCUCGGUUUCCGUGUCCCGCGCGUGGGGCCUGCGUGUCAGCGUCACCCCUCUGGGGUCGAGCGGGGGCUCAGUCCGUGCGGCUCUCCGUGCGGGCCGAAUUCCGCCGCCGGGCGCCGGCGCGGGCGCGUGUGCAAGCGCAGCCCAUGGUCCCUCAGGGGGCGAGCCGGAGGGUCGCGGAGACGCGGCGCGGACGGUGACAGCAUGAACCUCCUACCCAAGAGCUCCCGGGAGUUCGGCUCCGCGGAGUACUGGGAGAAGUUCUUCCAGCUGCGGGGGAAGCGGGCUUUCGAGUGGUACGGAAGCUACCUGGAGCUGUGCGGGGUGCUGCACAAGUACAUGAAGCCCCGGGAGAAGGUGCUGGUGAUUGGGUGCGGUAACUCGGAGCUAAGUGAGCAGCUGUAUGAUGUGGGCUAUUUGGAUAUAGUGAACAUUGACAUCAGUGAGGUGGUCAUCAAGCAAAUGAAGGAACGCAAUGCCAGCCGACGGCCCCAGAUGAGCUUCUUGAAGAUGGACAUGACACAGAUGGAGUUUCCUGAUGCUUCGUUCCAGGUGGUGUUGGACAAGGGCACCCUGGACGCUGUCCUGACAGACGAGGAGGAAAAGACCCUGCACCAAGUGGACAGGAUGCUGGCUGAGGUUGGCCGUGUCCUGCAGGUGGGCGGUCGCUACCUCUGCAUCUCCCUGGCUCAGGCUCACAUCCUGAAGAAAGCAGUGGGUCACUUCUCUCGGGAGGGGUGGAUGGUGAGGGUACACCAGGUGGCCAGCAGCCAGGACCGGGUGCUGGAAGCAGAGCCUCGGUUCUCCCUACCUGUCUUUGCCUUCAUCAUGACCAAGUUCAGGCCGGUCCCUGGCUCUGCCCUUCAGAUCUUUGAGCUGUGUGCUCAGGAGCAGGGCAAGCCUGUGCGGCUGGAGAGUGCCGAGCGGCUGGCUGAGGCGGUGCGUGAGCGGCAGCAGUAUGCCUGGCUGUGCAGCCAGCUGUACCGCAAGGCCGGGCUGGGGAGUGUAUCUCUGGACUUGUGCGAUGGGGACACGGGGGAGCCACGCUACACCCUCCACGUGGUGGACAGCCCCACUGUGAAACCAUCGCGGGACAAUCAUUUUGCCAUUUUCAUCAUCCCCCAGGGUCGUGAGACCGAGUGGCUCUUUGGCAUGGAAGAGGGUCGGAAGCAGCUGGCGGCCAGUGCAGGCUUCAGGAGGCUGAUCACAGUGGCCCUCCACCGAGGCCAGCGGUACGAGGACAUGGACAGCAUCCAGGCCGAGCUGUCAGCCAGAGUCAUGGAGUUGGCUCCCGCCGGGAUGCCCGCCCAGCAGCAGGUGCCCUUUCUGUCUGUGGGUGGGGACAUCGGGGUCCGGACCGUUCAGCACCAAGGCUGCAGUCCCUUGAGUGGCAGCUACGUGGUCGAGGAUGUGCAGGGGGAUGACAAGCACUACUUCCGGCGGCUCAUCUUCCUCAGCAACAGGAAUGUGGUGCAGUCUGAAGCCAGGUUGCUGAAGGAUGUGUCUCACAGAGCCCAGAAGAAACGGAAGAAGGACAGGAGGAAGCAGCGGGCUGAUGACACUCCAGAGGACCUCCCUGCAGCCCCAGGGCGGCCCGUUGACAAGACUUACCUGUGCUGUGAGCACCACAAAGCAAUGAUCGCCGGCCUUGCCCUGCUCCGAAACCCGGAGCUGCUCCUAGAGACCCCACUGGCAUUGUUGGUAGUAGGCCUGGGUGGGGGCAGCCUCCCUCUUUUUGUCCACGAUCAUUUCCCGAAGUCCUGCAUUGAUGCUGUGGAGAUCGACCCCUGCAUGUUGGAAGUGGCCACCCAGUGGUUUGGCUUCUCCCAGAGCGAUCGGAUGAAGGUCCAUGUUGCAGACGGCCUGGACUAUAUUACCAGCCUGGCGGGAAGAGAAGCUCGGCCCCACUACAAUGUCGUCAUGUUUGAUGUUGACAGCAAGGACCCAACACUGGGAAUGAGUUGCCCACCACCAGCUUUUGUGGACCAGCCUUUCCUGCAAAAGGUCAAAAGCAUCUUGACUCCUGAAGGUGUCUUUAUCCUCAACCUUGUGUGCCGGGACUUGGGGCUGAAGGACUCAGUUCUGACGGGGCUCAAAGAGGUCUUCCCUCUCCUGUAUGUGCGGCGAAUUGAGGGUGAAGUAAAUGAGAUCCUGUUCUGCCAGCUGCGCUCGGAGCAGAAACUUGCCACGCCAGAGGUCUUGGAAAUGGCCCAGGCCUUGGAGCAGACCCUGAGGAAGCCUGGGAGGGGCUGGGAUGACACGUAUGUACUGUCAGAUAUGCUCAAGACCGUGAAGAUUGUGUGACUGCUGGGCCGGGAAGUCUGCUCCGCUUCCUGCCACACUGACCUUGGGCUCCUAGCCUUCCAGAGAUUGAAGAAUUAUAAUGCACAGUAUUUUUUAAGCCUUGCAUUUUUCCUGGUUUCAUACCUCCACCUUAGUGGGGUUGCCUGAAGGUCUGGGGAAAUAGAAAAUGUCCUUCCCAUCCUGUCCUCUUUAGUACCACUCGGGUUGAUUCCCUCUGCUUCUCCUGUGUCCUUGAGUAGGAUUCCCUGCUGGAGCCCCCAGCAGAUGCUGAUGCCUUAAUGACUGUACACCGAGCUCCUUAGGAUGGAAGACGAUCAAAUUUGAUCGCUGGUUUGCUUUUGCUUUACCUUCCUAUUGGUUCUGUAGGAAUGAUCUCAAGUGAGAUAACAGCUUUCUAUGCCAAAAGACUAUAAAAAGAGUAGGAUUUCCAUAGAUGUGAGAGAUUUGAGAAAACAUCUAAUCCACUCUGUCUUCCUCCAGAUGGAACCGCUGCGGACAUGAUUCCAAGUUGUAAAAACAUGCUAACCCACUCUAACAACUUUUCUCAGCUACCCAAACCUUGUAGCCUAAGGUUUUUGUUCUGUUCUCAGUGGAAGGGAUGGAUGUAAGUGGCCCCAUAAUUGCAUGUCAGAGACAGCUGACUGAAGUCUCCAGAGCUGGUCUACUCUCCAUUGACUGACGUGUGGGACCCAGCACAAAGACUGUGAUGGAUAUAAAGAUGGUUAAGAGUGGCCAGAAAACAUGGAUUAGUAAUAAAAAUGAGCAUGUUCCGGUAACUUUGAUUCACGUACACUAUCUCAUUUAAUGAAAUAAAGGAAUGUUAAGCCAAAGCUACAUCUAACCUCAAAUCUCAUUUGAGCCAGCAGCAUCAGUCCUAUCUACCUAUUUAUCGAAUCUGUAGAAGCAGCAGUUCAGAGAUUGGCUUGAAUUUCAUCUCUCCUAAUUAUGCCAAAGCUGACUUAAUGAGCAGUGCCAUGGAAAGUAAGCAUUAUCACCAUACACCAUCCCAACUUACUUUACAGGCCCUUUCAAAUGGACUCUAACCUCUUGAGGUGAAGCAUAUUUCAAAGGUAGGGUGUCAUCCUUACAAAAUCUUGUCAGCCCAUUGAGGAGAAAGGAUGUGAGGACAGAGUAGGGUUUUUGGAUUUUACCCAUUACCAAGACUUGAUGUUCCUUAAAGGGAGGAUCUUUCCCUGGAGCCAUGUAAAGGGAAGGCUGUGUCUUGUCAUGUCCCUGUACCUCAAAGGGCCUCAGUUUGGGAAUCCUCCCAUUGUCUUCUAACUUGUAAGCUCAUGCAGUGUUAGGACAGGUGGUAGAGGACCCGGGUCUGAGUCAGAGGAUCUACUCUGACUGCCCUUCUGUCCUCUCACUCUCUCAGACUGCUGGCUUUGGGAUAGCACAUUUGGGUGGCACAGCCAAGCUAGAGAUUUACCAGAAUGAAGAUGAGGUCUCAACCAUCUAAGAAGAGCUGCCCAGGGGAGUAGGCAGGCUUGUUGGAAAGGAGCCUUCGGAAGUGGGAAGAGGCCGGCAGGGGUAAUGACAGUUGUCUUCAAAAUUUUGGAAGUCUGUGGGUACGAAAGAAGAGCGAAAUUGAUUUGGUGUACCUCCAAAGGCUGAAGGAAGACCAGCCGACAGAAAUUACAGUUUGGCAGCUUUCAGCUUUAUUUCCUUCGAAGAGAUUUUUAACCAAUGGAGGCCACUUUGCUCCCUGGAACACAUGGUGACUCAGGCGGUUUUCUCAGAUACUGGUCUUUACUCCCCUUGGUGUGCUCCCUAAGUUGUGAGAAAAGAGUUUUCUGUGUACAGGCAAUGCCCUUGGUUGUGUCCCAUCUUUCCCCAGUGGAAAACUACUCCCUCUUUUAGGGGGGUGGGGAUGAGUUUCCAUUUUCUCUUU
Enhydra lutris kenyoni (northern sea otter) is the source of this 4246-nucleotide messenger RNA. RefSeq names its product methyltransferase like 13 (gene METTL13). Bases 253 to 2352 code for a protein of 699 amino acids. The transcript has 8 exons. The record is from RefSeq and is a predicted model, not a curated record. Lineage: Eukaryota; Metazoa; Chordata; Mammalia; Carnivora; Mustelidae.